CUCUUCUUCUGUACUUCAAAACCAAUGUAGACCAUUGUCUUCACUAAUCUAAGUGGUAAAAUUACUAAAAUCUUUUAAGCGCCUGAAGUCCAAGAAAUUGUCCCUGAAAAGAAAAGACCAAUGGCACCUCCUAAAAAACCAGAAGUCACACCUGUCCCAGUGCCUGAAGUCCAAGAAAUUGUCCCUGAAAAGAAAAGACCAGCAGCACCUCCUAAGAAGCCAGAAGUCACACCUGUCCCAGUGCCAGAAGUUCAAGAAAUUGUCCCUGAAAAGAAAAGACCAAUGGCACCUCCUAAGAAGCCAGAAGUCACACCUGUCCCAGUGCCUGAAGUCCAAGAAAUUGUCCCUGAAAAGAAAAGACCAGCAGCACCUCCUAAAAAGCCAGAAGCCACACCUGUCCCAGUGCCUGUAGUUCAUCAAGCAGUUGUCCCAGAAGAGAAAGCUCCCACAGUCCCACCCCCAAAAUUUGAAGCCCCACCUAUCACAGGUAUUUUUAAGUCCUUGUCUUACUCUUCAGAAUGAAUGCCUUCUGUUCUUGAAAACAUUUCUAGUCCAUUUACCUCAUUGCCCUACAUAAAAGAAAAACUACUAAUCUCUCUUAAGAGCCAGAAAUUGUCCCCCAAAAGUAAACAGUGACACCUCCUAGGAAGCCAAAAGUCCUGCCUGUUACAAGUACUUGUCAGUGACCCAAGGUUUCAGAAGCUAUACUUACAUUGCUCUUGAAAAAUAAGUGUGGUCUUUGGUCUCCAUAAGACCUAAGUAUAAUCUCAUUGGUCC
Molecule: messenger RNA, 777 nt
Organism: Peromyscus maniculatus bairdii (prairie deer mouse)
Lineage: Eukaryota; Metazoa; Chordata; Mammalia; Rodentia; Cricetidae
Source: RefSeq, a predicted model, not a curated record